AAUGCUACAAUUUGAUUAAGAGAAACCAAUAGGAAAUUUAUAUAAAAUUACUAAUAAGCUUGGAAGUGGAUCAUUUGGUGAAGUAUUCAAAGGAUUCAACAUGGAAACUAAUGAAAUUGUAGCUAUAAAAUUGGUAAAAUUUGAAUUUGAUUUACCUUAUUUUAGGAAAGUUAAGAGGCUCAAAUGCCACAAAUUAAACAUGAAUUUUAAAUAUUAUCUGCAAUUUAAGGAAAUGGUAUAAUAUAUUAUAUUUUUUAAGGUAUUCCUAAAGUACAUUGGUUUGGGUAAUGGGAAGAUAAAACUGUGAUGGUUAUGGAAUUAUUGGGCUACAAUUUAGAGUAACUCUUCAAUUUAGUGAACAGAAGAUUCGAAUUAAAGACCAUGUUAAUGCUUAUAGAUUAAAUGGUAUACUAAUGAAAAAGAUCAAUUAGUUUUUAGAUAGAUAUCAUAUCUCUCCUCCAUUCAAGAGGAUAUUUAUAUCGUGAUAUUAAACCAGAAAAUUUCCUUAUGGGAAUUAACAAAAAAUAUAGCACAAUCUACAUUAUAGAUUUUGGUUUAUCAAAAAAAUAUAAGGACAAAAAAACAGGUGAACAUAUUCCUUAUAAAGAAAAUAAAGGACUUAUUGGAACUGCCAGAUAUGUUAGUCUUAACACUCAUCUUGGAAUAGGUAUACUAUUUAAUUAAAAGGAAGAAUAAAGCAGAAGAGAUGAUAUGGAAUCUUUGGGAUAUUUGUGGUUAUAUUGUCUAAAAGGAUCUUUACCUUGGCAAGGAUUAGAUGUAAAUAAUAGAGAAGAGAAAUAUGAAUUAAUUAAAACAAUCAAAUAAACAAUAUCAAUUGAAGAUCUAUGUCAUGGAUUACCAAAUGAAUUUGUUAAGUAUUUUCAACAUUGUAGACAACUUAAAUUUGAUGAAGAACCUGAUUACAAGAGGUUUAAAAUGUUAUUUAGAGAUUUAUUCUUUAAAUUAGAUUUCAUAUGGGAUUAUUAAUUUGACUGGAUAGAAUCACUCUAGCAAGAAUAAAUCUAAUCUAUAAUGCAUACAAAAUAUAGCAAGAAUUCUUUAUCCAGUCUUAAAGGAGGAAGUAAUUGAUUUUCAACUAUUUAGGUUAAAUUCUGAAGACAGAUGAGGAAGAUGAGGUCUAAGAAAAAAUUGAAUUCAAAAUUGGAGGGGAUUCAUAAAUGAAUUAAAAGAAUGUUAAACCGAUGUUAAAUUUAGAUAAAUUAAUAAGCAAGCCGAAUUUAUUUGAAAGUAUCUUCAAAUGA
Paramecium pentaurelia is the source of this 1262-nucleotide messenger RNA. NCBI's taxonomy places the organism in Eukaryota, Ciliophora, Oligohymenophorea, Peniculida, Parameciidae. The record is from the annotation of a GenBank genome assembly.